AUGGAAGGAUUAGGUGAUGAUCAUCUUCAACAUAACCGUCGCUCCAACUUUCCAUUCCAAUUGCUCGAAAAGAAGGAAGACGAAACCGGCUGUUCCACCAGUUCCGCCUACUCUUCCUUAGCCAUUUCUACGGAUGCUUCGAACCUUAGCAUCAUCACUCGACCAACUGCUGCCUCCUCCAGCUUAGACACCGCGGAGCCAUCCAAGAAGCCACCGGCCAAGCGGACGUCGACAAAAGAUCGCCACACAAAAGUCGAUGGACGUGGGCGGCGCAUCCGCAUGCCCGCUCUUUGCGCGGCUAGGGUUUUCCAGCUUACACGCGAGUUAGGUCACAAGACUGAUGGGGAAACCAUAGAAUGGCUGCUCCAACAAGCCGAGCCGGCAGUUAUUGCAUCCACAGGCACAGGUACAAUCCCCGCGAAUUUCACUUCGCUCAAUAUAAGCUUACGUAGCUCGGGUUCUAGUAUGUCAGUACCAUCUCAAUUAAGAUCUACCUAUUUCAAUCCGAAUUUCUCGAUGCAACAACGCCGUGGUCUUUUUCCGAGCUUAUUAUCGGAGAAUUCCUCGACAACUUUGUUGAAUUUUCAGGCCGGAAAUUUAAACCCUAGUUUGAUGCAAGCUAAGCAAGAAAUAAACCAACAUUCAUUAGACUUAACGGAGGCUGAGGAUAGUUUAGGGCGGAAGCGGAGGGCGGAGCAAGAGAUGCAGCCCCCGCAUCACAACCAAAUGGGAACUUAUUUACUGCAGUCAACCACCGGGUCGAUGCCGGCGAGUCAUGCCUCAGUUCCGACCAAUUUUUGGAUGAUUCCAAAUUCCAGUAACCAAGGUAUGGGAGGUGAUCCAAUAUAUAAUAAUGCUGCAGCUUUAUAUAGGGGUACUAUGUCUAGUGGGUUGCAUUUCAUGAAUUUUCCGACUGCGGUGGCGCUAUUGCCUAAUCAACAGUUGAGCACCGGCGGAUUAGGGGAGGGGCCAUUGGGGUUAACGGGGCUAAACCCAUAUCGGUCUGGUGGCGAAGUAUCGGAAUCUCAGGUGAGUGGUUCCCACGGAGGAGGCGAUGAUCGGCACGAGACUACGAUCCACCAUUCUUGA
This is a messenger RNA of Fraxinus pennsylvanica, 1089 nucleotides long. The record is from the annotation of a GenBank genome assembly. NCBI's taxonomy places the organism in Eukaryota, Viridiplantae, Streptophyta, Magnoliopsida, Lamiales, Oleaceae.